AUGGCUUCUCUUCUCUCCCCCGCCACCGCCGGCGCUUUUCAUUGGCAUCUCAGACGCGGUUUCUCCCUUCCAUCCCAAAACAGCCGGAGUUACCUGAGAUGCAACUUCUCCCCGGAGGACAUUCACAUUCCUCUCGAUCUUGCAGGGCAGUCUCUCUCUCAUCUCCCUGCAUUUGAUGACUUUCAGAACAGAUUCUCGGACACUCAGAAAUGGGAGUUCCUUGCAUCCGCCGGACUUGUCUGGUUUUACCUGACGGCAAGGCCAGGUGUGCUCAUCGGCGCUAUUGACGCAUACCUCCUCGCUCCCCUCCAGCUUGGCCUCGACACUCUGAUUGGGACCAGGAGGUUGAAGCGGUCCGAUUUCCUGGUCAAAGAGAAACUCGGGGAGGGGUCUUUCGGCGUCGUCUAUUCGGGCGUGCUUCUUCCCAAGCAGAGAGUUAUUCUCAAGAAGGUGAAGGUGGGGAUCCGAGGGGCGGAGGAAUUCGGGGAGUACGAAGAGUGGUUCAACUACAGACUCUCAAGGGCAGCUCCUGAGACCUGCGCUGAGUUUCUCGGCACCUUUGUCGCCGACAAGACCAAUUCUAUGUUUACUAAAGGCGGCAAAUGGCUCGUGUGGAGGUUCGAGGGAGACCGUGAUCUUGGUGAUUACAUGAAAGACCGGAGCUUUCCGUCCAAUCUGGAGCCCAUCAUGUUUGGGCGUGUUCUUCAAGGCGCGGAAGCAGUGAAACGCCGCGCAUUGGUCAUCAAGCAGAUCAUGCGUCAGAUCAUCACGUCUCUCCGGAAAAUCCAUGGCACGGGCAUUGUGCACAGGGACGUCAAGCCUGCCAACUUGGUGGUUACAAAGAAGGGCCAGAUUAAGCUCAUAGACUUUGGUGCUGCUGCUGAUCUUCGCAUCGGCAAGAACUACAUCCCUGACCGCACCUUGCUCGACCCUGACUACUGCCCUCCCGAGCUCUAUGUCCUCCCCGAGGAAACCCCUAGUCCUCCUCCCGAGCCUAUUGCCGCCUUGCUCUCCCCGAUUCUCUGGCAGUUGAACAGUCCCGACCUGUUUGAUAUGUACUCCGCUGGGAUAGUGCUUCUGCAAAUGGCCGUCCCGAGCCUACGAUCUUCUGCGGCUCUCAAGAAUUUCAAUUCCGAGAUCAAGUCAGCUGAGUAUGACCUGAACAGAUGGCGGGACAGGACUCGGACCAGGCCUGACUUGAGCAUACUCGAUCUCGACUCUGCCAGAGGCUGGGACCUGGUCACUAAACUCAUAUCCCAGCGAGGUUCUCUGAGACGCGGCCGCCUCUCUGCCGCUGCUGCUCUCAGACACCCUUAUUUUUUGUUGGGUGCUGAUCAAGCGGCCGCUCUUCUUUCAAAGCUCACUUUCAGCAAGUAG
Microthlaspi erraticum is the source of this 1377-nucleotide messenger RNA. The record is from the annotation of a GenBank genome assembly. Lineage: Eukaryota; Viridiplantae; Streptophyta; Magnoliopsida; Brassicales; Brassicaceae.